CAUUAAGCAAAAGUAUCGGAUCGUUUUUUUCCUUCCGAUAUCCGAACCAGUGAUUUUGGCCGAUAUCAGACCGAUACAGAGUAUUGGAUCGGUGCCAGCCCUAGUCAGAACCACCUUCGGGGUAAAAAAAACAGAAGAUAUUCUCCUCCGUUAUAAUCUAUUAUAAUGGAAUCAGCACAGGAAGCAGCAGAGAUGGAACAUGGAACCUCUUUGGAUCUACAGAAUGGAGAAAUUCUGAAGAUAAUAAUAAAAGAGGAGGAAGCUGAGGAUGAAGGUUACCUCUGUGGAGAAACAUCAGCUCCUGUGGAGCACCUUACCUCAGAGGGACACGUUGCUCUGGUGGACCAACAGCAUGGAGGUUUUUUGAUGGAUCCUGUUAAAGAGGAAGAACCUACAGAUAAAGAUGCUCUUAAAAUGAACGCGUUUCCCUGCUGCCUGUGUCCACUGUCCUAUACAACACAAUUACAUCUCCACAGACACAUUAAGAGAUCCCACUAUUACAGAUAUAAGACGCUGGUGAAACCAGCAGAGGUCGAAUAUGAGGAUCUGACGCCCAGUAUGAGCUCCAGUAGUCAGCAAAUGUCUACUGGUACUCUCAGCUCCAACACCCCUCACAAGCAAAUCAACCUCUGCUCAGAGUGUGGAAAGAGCUUCAGCUGCCGGAGUGCUCUGAGAGUACACCAGCGCAUUCACACCGGACUAAAAUCGUAUCACUGCCUGGACUGCGGGAAGAGUUUCACCAACCGGAGUCAUUUCAGAACUCACCAGCGCAUUCACACCGGAGAGAAACUGUUUCGGUGUCCGCAGUGUGAGAAGAGUUUUACCGACCAGAGUAAUCUCAGAACCCACCGGCGCAUUCACACGGGAGAGAGACCGUACUGCUGCUCACAGUGCGGGAGAAGUUUUACCGACCCGAGUGCUUUCAAGAAACACCAGCGCAUUCACACCAGAGAAAAGCCGUUCUGCUGUCCGCAGUGCGGGAGGAGUUUUAACAACCAGUCUCAUCUCAAAAUCCACCAGCGCAUUCACACCGGAGAAAAACCCUACCGUUGCUCGCAGUGCGGGAAGAGUUUCAAUCAGCAGAACGAUCUCAAAAAACACCAGCGCAUUCACACGGGAGAGAAGCCGUAUCGGUGCUCACAGUGCGAGAAGAGUUUUAAUCAACAGAGUCAUCUUAAAAAACACCAUCGCAUUCACACUGGAGAGAAACCCUUUCACUGCUCAUACUGUGGGAAGAGUUUUAAUAACCAGAGUGCUCUCAGAUCCCACCAGCGCAUUCACACCGGAGAAAAACCGUAUCAGUGCUCCAAGUGUGGACUUAGCUUUACUUAUUUAUUAACACUUAAGAGACACCAGUGUGCCGACUCGGAGCCGUCGGUUGUUGCCGCUAGUGUAAAUACUUCUGAUAUGUAACAGAUAAUGUCUAUAUUUGGGUGACACAGUGGCUCAGUGUCCGGUGUCCUCUCUUGCAUUCCAAAAACAUUCCAGUAUGUGGAUAAGCUACUUUAAAUAGCCUCUGUGUUAUUAUACAGUAUAUUUAUUAUAUGAUAUUUUCCACCUUGGGCAGUAACUGAAAUUAUUCAUUUUUGCCAUUUAGCAGAUGCUUUUAUCCAAAGCGACUUACAGUACUGUGACAGUAUACAGUCUGAGCAAUUGAGGGUUAAGGGCCUUUCUCAAGGGCCCAACAGUGGCAACCUGGUAGUGGUGGGGCUUGAACCAGCAUCCUUCUGAUUACUAGUCCAGUACCUUAAUCACUAAGCUACGGCCUGCCUGCGCUGGGCGAUCAAAACUCGGCUCUCAAUCGCUAUGUGUGAACUACUCAACAACUCGAUCCGAGCGGCGGGACUGAAGAUAAAUAUCUAGCUUGUCAAAUAUCUGGAUAUGAGUCGGCCGACUGGCAAUGAGUGCUGUGUCGAACAGCCAAUGAGAACACAAGAUACGGUGUGAGGGGAAACACAGGGGAGGAGUGUAAACAGGUGGGACAGGGGAGUAAUAUAGUUUAUAUCAGAAUACAUCAGCACACACACACGUUAUACAGUAUUUCUGAUCUUAUCGUUCUCUACAAAACACCCACGCUGCAUUGCAGAAAUAUUUAUUAACCUCCUCCAUGCUGCUCGUGUUGCCAAAUCCACUCAGAUUCAUUUAUUUUUCCUCCUUGAUUUUACGCUGCACAUCAGCGCACAAACUUUGAUCGCUCGCUACUUGUUGACGUGCAUUUUUGGACGUGGUGUCGUUAAACCCCUCGUCACUUCUCACGUGUGUUUUCAUGACAGAACGUAGUUUGGGAGACCAGAGAAGCUCGCCUGCGAUUCCAGUUGGUGAUAGAUGGUGAAAAUAGUGUGAAAGCCACACCGACUUUAAAGACUCCCGAUUACUAGAGAUCCAGUCGUGUAGUGUGAACUUGGCAUUACUUUACUGCCAGAUCUGUUGAAUCUAAACAUCACUUAAAACAGAACAGAACUGUCUUGCAAUGCGAAGCAGCCUAGAAGGUCUCACAAAGGGUUACAAAGCAUUGGUGGCUCAUCUAGGAGGUCACAAAAGAACCAGAACAUCUAAAGCACUGCAGAUGCAACUUGCCUUAGUUAAGGUAAAUGUACAUGAUUGUACAAUAAGAAAGUAACUGAGCAAAAAUGCCAUCCAUGGGAGAGUUCAAGGUGCAAACUAUUCCUGACCAAAAAGAACUCAAAGGCUUGUCUCAGAUUUGCCAAAACAUCUAGAUGUUGCCCAAGAGUUUUAGGAUGAUAUUCUGUAACACUCACUGGGUCUACUUUAUCAAAAAGAA
This is a messenger RNA of Trichomycterus rosablanca, 2782 nucleotides long. Its product is annotated as zinc finger protein 180-like. The transcript has 4 exons. Gene Ontology annotation, molecular function: RNA polymerase II transcription regulatory region sequence-specific DNA binding; DNA-binding transcription factor activity, RNA polymerase II-specific. Gene Ontology annotation, cellular component: nucleus. The record is from RefSeq and is a predicted model, not a curated record. The coding region runs from base 166 to 1413 and encodes 415 amino acids. Gene Ontology annotation, biological process: regulation of transcription by RNA polymerase II. NCBI's taxonomy places the organism in Eukaryota, Metazoa, Chordata, Actinopteri, Siluriformes, Trichomycteridae.